Bufo gargarizans (Asiatic toad) is the source of this 1090-nucleotide messenger RNA. RefSeq names its product taste receptor type 2 member 9-like. The record is from RefSeq and is a predicted model, not a curated record. Gene Ontology annotation, molecular function: G protein-coupled receptor activity; bitter taste receptor activity. The transcript has a single exon. Bases 74 to 1021 code for a protein of 315 amino acids. Gene Ontology annotation, cellular component: membrane. Gene Ontology annotation, biological process: detection of chemical stimulus involved in sensory perception of bitter taste; sensory perception of taste; G protein-coupled receptor signaling pathway. Lineage: Eukaryota; Metazoa; Chordata; Amphibia; Anura; Bufonidae.
UUGCACAGGUCAAUAGAUGACAUACUUCUACAAGGAAGGAGUCGGUAUCAUUCCCAAGCCAACUUGACUCAGCAUGUCUUUUAUUGGUCCUCAUUUGGCAGUUGGUAUUCAUACCUUGUUUCUAGUGACUGGCGUAUUAGCAAAUUUAUUCAUCCUGAUAGUUAAUUUCCAAGACUGGUUAAAAACCCAUGAUUCCAACCCAGCAACACUUAUAAUCAACAGCAUUGCCCUCAUCAAUCUCUUCUUCCAAGGAGCAGUUGCAUUUAAUGAGGUCGCCAGCUUCAUGUUUGUGGAGUUCUACAUACAAGUCUGGGUGGUAAAUCCUUUGGUCAUCAUCAUGUCUUCAUUGGCAUUCUCAAGCCUUUGGUGCUCCACCUGUCUAUGCUUCUACUACUUCAUUAAGAUAAUCAAUUUCAGCAGCUCCUUUUUUCACAAGCUCAAGGCAAAGAUUCCUGCAGUUGUACCAUGGUUACUCAUUAUUUCUGUUGCUGUAUCUUGGUCAGUUGGGGUACCAGCCUACUGGGAUCUAUACAUGGACAUUAAGCCUAUGCCUGCUCUUACAGCUCACAAUGCAACAUUAUUAUUUUCUGCCACUCUUAAAAGCAAAUGCAAAUGUCUAUUUGAGAUGUAUAUGUUGUUUGCUGCUCUUGCUUUUUCUAUAAUAUUUAUCACUGCUGGAUCCAUCAUCACCUCUUUGUGUAAGCAUAUGAUACGCAUGAAGAAAAGCAAUGAAGGUUCAGGAAAUUCAAGAAUUCAUUCUCAUUUAUCAGCGGCUAAAACAGUGACUUCUCUUCUUCUACUGUAUUUGAUAUUUUUUGGUUUUCUGAGUUCAUUAUUUAGUGAAGUGGAGAAUGCUAGGAGCUUAAUAUUUUUCCUUUCAUUUAUUGUGGUUUCCAGUUUUCCAACAUUUAAUUCAAUAAUUUUGAUAAUGGGGAACCGGAAGUUAUCAAACAGCAUGAAGAACCUUUUAUGUAUGAGAUUAACUGCUGCUAACACUGAAGUUACUAUAACUACCUACUAACAUUAUCUAUGUUGACCCUCCACUACUAGGCAAUUUUUACUUCUUCUCUAUAUCCUGAUUAAUCUACAC